This is a messenger RNA of Polychytrium aggregatum, 4319 nucleotides long. RefSeq lists its product as uncharacterized. The transcript is spliced from 12 exons. The record is from RefSeq and is a predicted model, not a curated record. NCBI's taxonomy places the organism in Eukaryota, Fungi, Chytridiomycota, Chytridiomycetes, Polychytriales. Gene Ontology annotation, biological process: cilium assembly; intraciliary transport involved in cilium assembly; microtubule anchoring at centrosome. Gene Ontology annotation, cellular component: centrosome; centriole; ciliary basal body. The coding region runs from base 81 to 4085 and encodes 1334 amino acids.
CGAAAGAACCGAGACAUCUCACCCAAAACAAGAUAACAAAGUCACAAGAAUCAGCCUAAAGAGAAACUCCCAUCCCAUUCAUGCUCACGUCAGACUCUGAUCCAACGGCUCGUCCCAAGCCCUCGCUCGCAGAGGCACCUGAGCCAUCUGAAGCACCCGCUGCUGCCUCGUCCUCCAAUCCCCAGACCCGUCCGCAGGAGCGAUCUGGGCCGCCGUCUCACUUUCUCAAGCGUCCCAGCUCGGCCUCCUCGAUCUUGAGUCAGAUGCACAACGACAAGCUGGGCGCUCGUGCCCAUCUCGAUCCUUCUCGCCUCGAGCUAUCAGACCUACUCGGGCGAGCCGUCCACCGCCCAACGCCCAGAUCCACUGCCGGAAAAUUGCCUUUCCGCCCCAGUUCCAGGGCUUCAGAGCCCCCCGCAUCAACUCGAGACGAUCUCGACUCGCAGGACGACAGGGCCGCCGCUGAUGGAGACUCUGUCGACGAAGAAAGCACCAUUCCCACGAUCCGCUGCCUGGAGGAUCUGCUCGAGAUGGAUCCCAAAGGCAUCGCGUUGCUCGAGAAGAGACAGGACGCUAGGCUCAAGAAUGUCGCUGCCAAGCUCAAGCAUGUUCAAACCAACCUUGGGAGAGACUCGAGCAGCACCCUCACGCCUCUCAAGGAAAUCUUCUCGCCCUGUCCUGGACUUACCGACGGCAAUGGUGCAGCAGCAGCAGCAAGCGCCAACGAGCCCGCCGCUGAUGCCGACUCCUCGGAGAGUCUUGUCUUCCAAGACUAUCCUCUGGAUGCCCUGCUCGACUCGAUCGAGCGUCUCCACGGUGCUACCACUGACAAGGAAGAGGAGCUUAUAUCGUCGUCGCCGUACAAAUCAACCCAGGAGGCUCUCGAGCAGAUGAAGGAGCUUCAGAUGAUUCAAGCUACUCGCCAGGCCCAGCUCGCCAAGCUGCUCGAGCUCCGAGAUCACCAUGAGCGCGAAAGACAGGCUAAGCUGGAGCAGCUCCGAGAGCUGGAGCAGCGCAAGAAUGAGCUUAUGAAGCUGCGCUCGCAGUUGGCCAUGCUUGAGCACCUCAAGGGCUCAAGCGACCGCUCCGAUCCUGCCCAAGGAGAUUCGGGCCCACCCAAGACCACACAGCUGGAAACCCCAGCAGUGGCCUCGACUGGAGGCGAGGCUUCUUCAGAGCAAGUCGCCUCCGACAAGAUGAGCUCCACAACUCAUAAUGUAUCCAUCUGCCACGAGCAAUGCCAGGACCAGGACGGCCACCACCAAUCCCGCCGCACCAUCGUCCGAACCACUCUGGCGCAAGAUUCCACAGGCAACAUUGUCGAGCUGGUCGAGUCCCGGGAGAGUACCCUCCAUGCAACCACUCUCGAGGAUGUUGGAGUCGGGUCUGCAGCUGUCCAGGUCGAGUCGUCUCACACCAGCACCGUCAUCGAGGAGGUCCGUGAGCGUCUUGUGCAGAUCAAUGAACAAGCGCUGGAGGGUACUGAAGCGACAUCGAGAGCACAAGAUGUACAAGCCAGCGACGAGCCACAAGCGUCUCAAGAGGACGAAGACGAGGUGAUCAGCUUCGAAGAGCAUGAUGCCUUUGAGCAGCUUCUAAUGCUCAAACAGCAAGAAGACGAGAUGGGGCGUCUGCGCGAGCAGCUGACCAAGCUGAGAAACCUCAAGGCCGAGCUUGAGAGCAAGCAGUGCCUCCUCUCGCAACUCGACGAGUCCAUGCAACUCAGCGCCUAUGAACAGGACUCCCCUAUCCUUGGUACCCAUCGCUCUCAAGCGGCCACCAAGCCGCCUGUCUAUUCAUGUGCCGAUGGAGCCUGUGGCUCGGACUGCGAUCGCGAAACCGACCCCGUCGAGUCUGUCUCAAUCGACCUGCUCUCGUGUACUCUGAACGACAUUGAGAAUGAGCUUGAAGCCAUCGAGGACCGUCACGAGGCCCGCAUGCUGCGGCGCCGCGAGAGAUUCGAUGCCGAGCCCGCGGGCUGUUUGUCCUUGCGAAGAGUCUCUGUCGACGACCAUGCCACCUUGACGGAGCACAAAGACCAGGACGAUGCGUUGAGGGCAAGGCUCAAUGUUAAUCGAGAGCAUGAUGAAGUGAGCCUCGAUGACUUGAUGCGCCGCCUCUAUGAGGCCUCUGUUAAGGACCCUCAGUUCAUGGAGGACCUCACUCGCUCGAAGGCCCAUGGAAUCGUGAGACCGACUGCACUUGAGGAUGAAGGCGAUGAGAGCAAGGAGAACAUUGACUUUGCAACCAGAGGCCGCCCUUCGAUCAAAUUUGCCUGGGAGCUCUACGGCGGAGAGGAAGAGGAAGAAGAAGAGGACGAGAGCGACGAUAGCCAAGAUUCACCUGGCAGCCGAAAGCCCGUGGGUGAUAGCGAAAUAGUGAACGAUGAUGCUGUCGAAGCCGAGGAGAGGAUCGAAGAAGAGAUUGAAGACGACGGCGAGAGCGGGGAUGAAGUCAGCGACAGAGACAACAUUGUAGGCUCCUUGUUUGGUCGCGAUCCAAAGAGACAAUUCCCAAGCAGCUUUGAGAUCAGCGCCAGGGAGCGCAAGCGACUCAAAGAAUCCCAAGAGCUCCGCUCGGGCAUGCUUAACGCAAGACGCAGUGACAUCGAGACCCAGACAUCUCCAUUCGAAGAUGGGCGUGCGUAUGCCGACGUUCAGGGUUCCCAAGACGAGAGCGAAAACGAGAGCGAAGGCGAUGACGAUGAGGAUGACAAUGACGAUGACGCCGAUAAUCAAGUCGAGGGCGAUGAGGGUGCGCGUCAGAAUGUCGACGAUGUCGACGAUGACGACGACGACGACGGUAUCCUUGACGGCAUGCUGGAUGAAGCGUCGCUUGCAGAAACGCGAUCAAAGGUGACCGAAGGCAUCGAGCAAGUCAUCGGCCAUCUCCAGACGUUGAGACUCGUCAUGAGGGCCGAGGAUUUCCCGCCUGGGCAGCAGGGUAGCUACAUGGCUCUGUACGAGCGUCUCCAAGCCCAGCUCAAGGAUCUCCGGAAUAUCAAAUCCAAGAUCGAUGUGGUGCAGUUUUAUAUGGAUCGACAAAAGAAGGUCGGACAAGGCUUGGGCAAGCUCGAGGACAUGUACCAGGGGCGGCGCGAUAAAGAUGGCCCAGAGCAGCGCGAAAACGACAGCGAUGUAGCAGACGCCAAAGUGCCUCGUGAUGAGCAGCCCCACGUGUCAGAUGCAGAAUCAGAUGCAGAGGACAACGAACCAAGUACAUAUGCUGCCGAGAUUCGAAAGGGGCUCGACAUCCGCAAGGCCGAAACCCAAAACAUUGGCGCAGUCGCUCCUGAGACCCAGGAGCUUCGCAGUGGCGAGGUUCAGAGUCUCUGGGUCAGCCUUGAUGAUGAGCCCGAGUCUGCAGAAACUGAAAAUGCCCCAGAGACAUCGAGAGAGACUCGAAUCGAGAACGAGGAAAACAUUGUCAAGAAGGGCUUUGAUUUCCAUCGGCGCCGAGUCGAACUCGAUAUGCAGAGCGGAGCCGUCAGAGAGCUCGACGGCACAUCCGAGCAUAGACUGUUUGAUCAGGUCAAGAGCGAGAUCCACCGCGACGCUGCCGCCGUCAUUGCCCAGUUCGACACGGAGCCGUACUUCCUCAUGAUGCUCUUCCGAAACUUGAAGAAGAUGGACUCGGUCUAUCUUCGACAGAGGCUUUUGCUUGCUCUCGACUCGAUUUUGGAGGAUCGCGAGAAUAUGAUGGAGCAGCCGUUGUCCCCGAGCGAGCAUCCAUCCCGCGGCAAGGCGCCGAUGGUGCGGUUCCAGGACGACCAGGCUCCGCCAAUUCAGGACACGGUCUCCUUUGACUUUGCGAGCCGACGAGCCAGCAAUAUCCAAGACCACAUCUACGAGUACAUUGAUCUGGUGGUCACGGACCCAUCCUAUCCGAUGAUUACCCGUGCCACACUCAAGACCAUCCAACAGUAUCUGUUGUCGCUUGAUCCAGAGGUGGAGCCGCAAAUGCCCGAACUUGCCAAGGAAAUGGAGGUGUUCGUGGGAAUGCCUGCCACCGACUGCGGCGAGGACAUGAAGGAAGUCAUCAUGGAUAUCAUUGGCAAAGCUGCACCCAAGCAGCAGGCUGAUUGAUUAGAGCUGGAAAGAAGCCAUGGCUGUGCCCUUGAUUCGAACGGCUGCUGUCGGGAACAACGGCGAUGGUUAAAAUUACUGCGAGCUGCUCGUAUGCCUCACGCCAUCAUUUUGCUCGAUUUGCUGCCGGGGAUUGGUUUUUACUCUGGUCCGCAAUAUGCGUGAAUGCAAACUCUACCCCAUUAUUUGGUAUUCGAUGGGAUGAUCCACAAUAAUACUCAGUCUUUCACUACA